This is a messenger RNA of Cydia strobilella, 2729 nucleotides long. Its product is annotated as disintegrin and metalloproteinase domain-containing protein 33-like. The record is from RefSeq and is a predicted model, not a curated record. The transcript is spliced from 15 exons. The coding region runs from base 6 to 2729 and encodes 907 amino acids. Lineage: Eukaryota; Metazoa; Arthropoda; Insecta; Lepidoptera; Tortricidae. Gene Ontology annotation, molecular function: metalloendopeptidase activity. Gene Ontology annotation, biological process: membrane protein ectodomain proteolysis.
UUAUUAUGUUCAUCUUACAGACAGGAACCCAUCACCGCGAGGUGACCAUAACUGUGUGCAUCGACGGCGAGGAGCAAGAAUUAGAACUGCGGCUUAACGAAGCGCUGGUGCCACGAGGACACUCUCUGAGCUAUCAGCAGGAUGUCCGGACUAUAGUUCACGUGCCGGAGAAAGAGGAGUUAGACUUAUGCCAGUAUUCGGGACGUGUGAGCGGUAAGCCGGGCUCGUGGGUCGCGGUGUCAACGUGCGACGGAGUCAAGGGCGUCAUCUACGACGGACGGCAGCUGCGGUACAUCGAGCCUGCACACGGUGCCAUAAACGGGGAACACUUCCUGUACUCGCACGAACAUCUAACGAAGAAACACCGCUGCGGUUAUGAGAGCGGCUCCAAGCAUAACUCCAGCCACAACCCUCACAAUUCUAUGCUGUUUCAGCAAGGCGAUGAGUUGGCAGGAAGAUCCAAUCGGAACAAACGCUACGCAUUUGUCGACGCUGUAGUCCAAGAGCCUUUCAAUGCCAACCGUCGCUCGCGCUACCUGGAGCUCGUGCUGGUCGUGGAUCACGGCGAAUACCUUGCCAGCGGCGGAAACAUACGCCUAGUCCAUCGGCAGAUGAAGGAUUUGGCGAACAUCAUCUAUUCCGUGUACGCUCCUCUGAACAUUUUCAUAUCCCUGGUGGGCGUCGAGGUGUGGACGGAGGUAGAUAAGAUCACGCUGGACAUGGACAGUCAAGCCACACUCGAUAACUUUAACAAGUACCGGAGCACGGAUCUCAUCCACAGGAUACCCAAUGACAAUGCUCAUCUGCUCACCCGGCAAAAAUUCAACGACGACGUCGUUGGCAAGGCACACGUGGGCAUGAUCUGUUCAAAUGAGAAAUCUGCAGGUGUGGAGACCAACCACUCCAGGGUGUUUGGGAUCGUGGCUAUGACCAUGGCGCACGAAAUGGGGCACAACUUUGGCAUGGGCCAUGACGAUGAGAAGGAUGGCUGCGUGUGCCCAGACAAGCGGUGCAUCAUGAGCUCGUAUACCAGUGAUUCAAUUAUUCCCGUGCGCUGGUCUUCCUGCAGCCUGAGGAAUCUCAGUCGUUCUUUCGAAAAGGGCUUUGACUACUGUUUACGUAACAUACCGAAGAGGCUCUUCGACUCACCAACUUGCGGAAAUGGGUUCCUAGAAGAGGGCGAGGAAUGCGAUUGCGGGACAUCACCGGGAGCGUUCACCCCUAAGGACAGUGACCACAACGCGUGCACCGCGUGCUGCAAGCCCGACUGCACGCUGCGAGCCAACGCCACGUGCGGCCACGGGCAGUGCUGUGAUAUUAGGACAUGUCGUCCCAAGGCGCCUGGCACAGAAUGCCGCGCCGCGAACAGCGAGUGUGAUUUGCCGGAAUUCUGUAACGGGAGCUCACCAUUUUGUCCGCAAGACGUGCAUAAGAUGGACGCCACGCCUUGUCGGAAGGGACAGGCAUACUGCGUGCGAGGUUCGUGCCGCACUCACACGGACCAGUGCCAGCUGCUGUGGGGGAUCACGGGCGAACGAUCCGACGACGCGUGCUAUAACGAGCACAACGUAUACGCCGCCGAAUACGGCAACUGCGGUUACGAUCGAGUGUCGCAGAGGUUCCGCAGCUGCUCGCCACAAGACGUUUUGUGCGGCAUGCUGCAGUGCACCCAUCUCGGAAAAAAUAAAAUCCACCUCGGCGACAUUUAUACUGCGAGGAUGAUGAAUUAUUUCGCGCAGAAGGGCAGGGGUGAGAUGGUCCCGUGUCACACGGUGAUUAUCGACUUUGGCCUGAGGGACGUGGACCCUGGCCUGGUACCCGACGGCGCUAAGUGCGGACCCGAUAAGAUGUGCAUGCAGCAGAGAUGUGUGUCGGUUGAGCGAGUGAGAGAGAUAGCGCAGCGAGCAGCGGGCUCUGUCUGCCCCUCCAACUGCUCUGGACACGGCGUGUGCAACUCCAAUGGUAACUGCCACUGCUCGGCGGGCUACGCGCCGCCGCUGUGCGCGCGGCCCGGCGCGGGCGGCUCGCUCGACUCCGGCCCCACUGCAGACACUAGCAGUUUAUGGCGAUUCAUGGUGGCGAUGUACGUGAUCUUCCUAGGCAUUGUCCCUGCAAUUAUAUUGGCGCUGCUCCUCAUCUACUUCUGUCCCUGCUGCUCUCCUCUCCGCUUCAAGAUUUUCAAAUCACACUACUCAAAACCUACCAACAUUGGUUCUAAGUUUGCACUUCCUAAUAUUAACUCAUUUAGGAAGUGGUUUCAUGAUAGUGAUAAAGUUAAUCGUGAUAACAGUCAAUUUAAUGUGACAGAUGAAAAAGUGCGUAAAAUUGUUACUGUGAAGAAUGAAAUCAAUGGUCACGAGUACACGGAAAUAUGUUAUGUUGAUAUACCUAUUACAAAUGUAGCUAAAAGUGCAGUGCAUGAUCAAUCGAAUAUAAAAAAUGUUAAAGAACCGAUAAAAUUAAAACGUACUAUAAAUAACAUAAAUAAAGAAGAUAUUGUUAUUGUUGAAAAGUAUAAUCAUGCUCCUAUUCAUAAUAAAACUGUGGCAAAUAAUGUAGAUGUAAUCAAACCUAAAGUUAAUGAUAUGAAAAAUAUGUAUGAGUCGCUUACAGAAAAAUCUAACUCCAAGACUCCUAAUUUUAAAGACUUAAAUAAAGAAAUAAAUGUCCCGCAGACAGCAAUUACAAAAAACGAAACCAAAAUCACGGUCCAUGAAAAACGAGCUUAG